Messenger RNA from Oppiella nova, 444 nucleotides. NCBI's taxonomy places the organism in Eukaryota, Metazoa, Arthropoda, Arachnida, Sarcoptiformes, Oppiidae. The record is from the annotation of a GenBank genome assembly.
UCGUUGGUCUCUUUGCUCUUCGGUUCGCCCGUCAAUACAGUCCUCACUCUUGUGAUCGGUUUUCUCGUCUAUAAACUCAUAUCCCGAGGACGACAGCGACGGAACAGAUCCGACUCCGAGGAAGAGGUCUUCAAACUGCCCGAACCGCUGCCGAAGCACGACAUGACUUUGGAUGAGCUGAAGAACUACGACGGGAAGGGCGCCGACAAACGGAUCUGCAUUGCAAUCCUCGGCAAAGUGUACGACUGCACCAAAGGCCAUCGCUUCUACGGUCCGGGCGGUCCGUACGCGCCUCUGGCCGGACACGACGCCACCCGUGCUUUGGCCCACUUCGACGUGGAGGCCGUCAAAGAGGAAUGGGAUGACGUCUCGGAUCUGACGCCGUAUCAGAUGUCGAGUGUCAACGAAUGGAAGGAACAGUUCUCCGAGCGAUACGAUUACGUC